Messenger RNA from Camelina sativa (false flax), 1571 nucleotides. Its product is annotated as putative F-box/FBD/LRR-repeat protein At5g62970. Gene Ontology annotation, molecular function: protein binding. NCBI's taxonomy places the organism in Eukaryota, Viridiplantae, Streptophyta, Magnoliopsida, Brassicales, Brassicaceae. The record is from RefSeq and is a predicted model, not a curated record.
AGUAAGCGCAGCCCCCUAUAAAGGUGUAGUUCUUUUUUCUUUUAUGGCAAGAGUACUACUCAAUACUGAUCAUCCGAUUCCUUUGACUGCCGUUCCAAGGUUUUGACAAAUUGAAGAUUUUUUUUUUCUAGGGUUUUGUUCAGUUCCUCUGUUUGCAUCUGAUUUUGGUCGUUGUUACUAUAUUUCGGUGUGGAUUAGAAAAAAAACUCAAGUAUCCUCUUACACUAAGGUGAGGGUUUUUUUCUUUUUAAGAUAUGGACAAGAUAAGUGGGUUUUCUGAUGAUGUAUUGCUUGUUAAGAUCUUAUCUUUUCUUCCAACAAAAGAUGCGGUAAGCACGAGUAUUUUGUCGAAGCAAUGGAAGUUUCUUUGGAUGCGGGUGCCAAAACUUGAGUACGAUGACAUUAACAUUUAUAUGAAACGACGAUUUAUAGCAGAAUCUUUACGGUCGGAAAAGAGCCAGAGGAUGCGGAGUUUUAUCAACAAGAAUCUGCCAUUACAUAGCUCUCCAUUCAUAGAGAGCUUGUAUCUCAGGUUUUUUACUGCCUCAUUUGAACCUGAAGAUAUCAAACUGUGGGUUGAGAUUGCAGUUUCUCGUUCUGUUCAGGAGUUAACCGUUAAAUUUUAUCUUCCAAAGGGCAUAUCAAAUUGUGCAUUAUUGCCGACUAGCUUGUACACUUGCGAAUCACUUAUGACAUUGAAGCUAAGAGACAGGAUUCUCGUGGAUGUUCCUCAUGGUUUUUGCCUCCCCUCCUUGAAAACUCUGCACCUUGAAAAUGUGACAUACGCAGAUGAAGAAUCUCUUCAACGGCUUUUAUCUAAUUGCCCUGUUUUGGAAGAUCUGGUUGUGGAACGACGACGUGAAGGUGACAAUGUGACAAAGUUCGCUGUUAACAUCCCUUCAUUGCUUAGUUUAUCCAUUGCGAUUUCUGGUCAAUGCUCUUAUGUGAUAGAUGCUCCUUCUUUGAAGUAUUUCGGAGCUAAAUAUUUUAGUGAGAGUCCAUCGACAGGUGUGAUUGGGAAUAUGCCUAAGCUGGAGGAGGCCAAUAUCACCACUGGUCUUGAGUCAGAAACUCUAGAUAUCAAGAAGCUCCUUAAACCUGUCGCAUCUGUCAAACGUCUUUCACUGUACAUACUAAACAGCAGUGCAGAGGCUGUAUAUUGUGAUGAUAGUAUCUUUAAGGAGCUUGAACAUCUGAAUUUACAAUUAUUUAACUCAUACUGGUCGAAGUUAGUGUUCUGGUUACUCAAAGCUUCUCCUAAACUACGAGACUUGAACUGUCAUGAACAAUUUUUCCUUCAUGGCAUGGAUACACUGGCUUGUUGGAAGCAACAGACUAGUAGUGUUCCUCGAUGUUUAUUGUCGAGUCUCCAAACUUUCAAGUGGUCAGGUUAUCAUGUCUCCGUAGAAGGGAGAGAUCUGGCGACAUAUAUCUUGAGAAAUUCUUGUUUAUUAAAGACGGCAAAAGUCUCGAUCGGACCGGGGAUGGAUCCACAAAAGAAGCUUGAGAUGGAGGUGGAGGUGAUAAAUUCUUGCCGUGGUUCACCCACAUGCAACCUCGUAUUCGACUAA